UUAGCCUACCAAUAACAGGAACGGAGAGUCUUUCAGGCUUACAGAUAUUGGCUUUAUUGAAAAACUAGCUUUAAGUGCUUGUAUUGUAGCGAUGAUGCUCUGUUAUUAGUGAGAAUUCCAAUACAAAGAUGUAAUGAAGGAAAAGUAUUGGAUUUAUAUUGUAAGUACAUGACGGAUUAAUAGUGAAAUGGACAAUAGUAAGUCGAACCUUUUAUUUGCUUCAUAUGGAUAAUUCAAUUAUAUAUUGAUAAUGACAUAAUUAACAAAUUUUUGCCUACCUCAAAUCUUACAUCGAGUAUAUCUUUGCGCUAUUGCUGUAUAAAGUAAAUGGUGGAUGCUAGGGAAAUACACAUCAAGAGGCUUUAACAUUUUGAAAGAGAUUUGCCCUGACGAAAACUUUAAGGACAAAUUUGAAUCAAGUGAUACAUUGGUCGAACCCGCAGGAUCUGGUUUUACAAACUGUGGAAAGCACCUGUAUUAGAGCAAUGGAUCUGAAAUGGAAGUGAAAGUUAUCAUGUCAAGGAUAAUUGAUUUUAGUUUGUUCAUAUGCCUGACUCUUUUCGUGUCUAAUGUUUCGUUAUUGAACGACACUGACGUUUACUUAUAUCAGCUGUUGAAUAUUACAGAUACAAAUAGAACUGAACGAGGAGUGUUGUCACAUGUAGGAAAUUUGUCUACUGUAUCUGAUCGAAACGUGUCAAAUGGAGAAAGUUUUUACGCCUCAAAUACAACAGAAAAUAUAUUCAAAACUGAUGACUCAGAUACAGAAAGAAAAACCGAUUACGUGAAAGAACCAUUGAAUGAUUUAGACAAAUUUGAUAUGUUUAGUGAUAAAAAUAAAUCAACUAAUAAUGCAGGAAGAACUAAUACAGAAACCCCAGUACACACCAUGACAUCUUUGUCAUUAUCUGAUUCUGAAUCAAGAACCGAAACGACGAUCCAGACGGAGAGAAAUAAUCAAAUGAAUUAUACAGUUCCUCUAGGAACAGAUAUACAAAGUAAUCGGUCUAACGAACAUUUUAUAGUCAAUCAAACAGAUAUGAUGACUACAAUAAAGAAUUUUCUUAAAUCAAAUUUUACUUCUGUUCGGACUUAUACAGAACGCACUGAACAGAAGCAAAACCCAUCUGAAUUUACAACAUUAUCUGAAGAACAUUAUUUAAAUGUAACGAAAGUAAUUACAUUAAACAAAGAAAGUACGACGCUUAAUCUUAGUCAGAUGGGAACUACUAUUCACGAAGAAAGACACUCAACAGCUACAAUGAAGUACUCUGUGCAUCAAUCUCCAAUCCGAGUACAGCAUCGCCAUCCAAUGCACCACUUAAGCUUAGUACCCAUAGAGGAUGGACCAUUUGGAAGUCUGAUAUGGAAGGAUAAAAAGUAUCUUAUUAGUGUUCUGAUACCGAUAGUAAUAGGAAUUGUAGGAGCAGCAUGUAUCAUCGGAAUGACCUAUACUGCUAGAUAUUGUCAGAAAUAUGAAGACAAAAUCAGAGAUAUACGAUCGACUAUGAUCGAACAGACAUCAACUAACAACGAUCAAAUCGUUUUGCUGACAGAUUCUUCGGACGAAUUAUGACAAUGGAAGAUCCUCAAAGUUUCUCUUACCUAUAAAUAUCACAAAUAUUGUAUCUGUAAAUAUAUAUCAACUUAUACUAUCUGCGAAAAAUCGAAGGAAGGGUAGAGUAGUGUUUACAUCUGUGCAUAUUUUUGUUUCUAAAGAAAAACAAUCAUAUUGAAUUAUAUGGUAUUUAUAAAUAUGUUGUAUACAUCGUUACUGAAAUGUGUUGGAAGCUUCUGGUGUUCAAUAUAUCAAAAACAUAUUGAUUAACAAAAAAGUUCUUGAGUUACUAAUUUCAGUUUGAUAAGAUUAUGUCAUAAAGAGUAGAUAAAUCAUUUCUUUAAGCGAAGACAAUUAACGUGAAAACGCAGCUUAUUCUUUUUCUUAAUACUCCUGAAUAUGCAGAUCUUGAACAUAAACACCUUAUUAAAAAAUAUGAAACCCUUCCGGAUGUAUUAAUAUCAAGCCAAGGAGAAGCGAAAGACACCAAAGUGACAUUAAAGUGUAUCAAUUUAUAUCUUAAUCAUUACAUUUGCAGAUGGUAAAUUUUGUAUAAAGUUGUUCAUAAUCAAUUUGAAAAUAAAAUAAUGGGUUAACGUUGAAAUAAGCAAGAGAUCUAUGCAUGUCUAGUUAAUGCGUUAGUUGUUUUAAAGUUGUAUUGCCGAAUAACAAUUUAAACGCCUAUCACAUCCAGCUUUAUUGAAAGAUCAUUUUGUUCAAUUUAAUCUGAAAUUUUCCCUUUUUCUGAAAUAAAUCCAUGCUGUAAAAU
Molecule: messenger RNA, 2327 nt
Organism: Mytilus trossulus (common blue mussel)
Lineage: Eukaryota; Metazoa; Mollusca; Bivalvia; Mytilida; Mytilidae
Exons: 6
Coding region: 497-1576 (359 amino acids)
Source: RefSeq, a predicted model, not a curated record